CUCAGACCGGAAUCUUCUCACAGUGUUGUUGUUGUUGUUGUUUCCUAAGGUGACCGGCAGGCGGCGGAGCUGCGCCGUGUUUGUUCACAGGCAGAGGAGGGCUAUAUGCGGGGUAGCUGACAUCACGUGAACGCAGCACACACACACACACACACACACACACCUCUCCGGUUGCCGGGGCCGUGUCAGAUGUGUUUCUAUUUUCUCCAUCUUUGCCUCCGACCCGGAACAACUGACAGACAGACGGAGAGGAGGUCCACCGCAGACAGACUGGUUGCGCUCUCCGGUCUGCACCGCUACGGUCAUAAAACAGACCAAUCGACCACCGUCCCUCUGCGGGGCCGGACCGAGCCGGACUACAGCAGAACCUCAACAUGUCCCUGCUACAGCUGCCCCCGUGCGUGAUAGACUGCGGGACCGGGUACACAAAGAUCGGCUAUGCUGGAAACACGGAGCCACAGUUCAUCAUGCCCUCCUGUAUCGCCAUCAGGGAGUCGGCCAGUGUGGGAGAACAGGCUCAGAGGAGGCUCGCAAGAGGAGUCGACGACCUGGACUUCUACAUCGGAGACGAAGCCAUAGACAAACCCAACUAUGCAACCAAGUGGCCCAUCCGUCAUGGGAUGGUGGAGGACUGGGACCUGAUGGAGAAGUUCAUGGAGCAGAUUAUCUUCAAAUACCUUCGAGCGGAGCCUGAGGACCACAGCUUCCUCAUGACAGAGCCUCCUCUCAACACACCUGAGAACAGAGAGUACCUGGCAGAGAUCAUGUUUGAGACCUUCAACAUACCUGGACUCUACAUUGCAGUGCAGGCCGUGUUGGCGCUGGCGGCGUCCUGGACGUCUCGGCAGGUCGGACAGAGAACGCUGACCGGCAUCGUAAUUGACAGCGGAGAUGGCGUCACACACGCCAUCCCUGUGGCUGAGGGCUAUGUGAUUGGCAGUUGUAUAAAGCACAUCCCCAUCGCAGGGCGGGACAUCACCUUCUUCAUCCAGCAGCUGCUUAGAGACCGGGAGGUGGGGAUCCCUCCGGAGCAGUCACUGGAGACCGCCAAGGCUGUGAAGGAGCGGUAUUGUUACAUCUGUCCAGACAUUGUCAAAGAGUUCACAAAGUAUGACUCCGACCCGGGAAAAUGGAUCAAGCAGUACCGCGGAGUCAACGCCAUCAGUAAGACUGCCUUCCACAUUGACGUGGGCUAUGAGCGCUUCCUGGGCCCUGAGAUCUUCUUCCACCCAGAGUUCGCUAACCCUGACUUCAUGCAGCCUAUCUCUGAUGUGGUUGAUGAGGUCAUUCAGAGCUGCCCAAUUGAUGUAAGGAGACCUCUGUACAAGAACAUUGUGCUCUCCGGAGGAUCCACCAUGUUCAGGGACUUUGGCCGGCGGCUGCAGAGAGACCUGAAGAGAGUUGUGGACGCCCGACUGAAACUGAGUGAAGAACUCAGUGGAGGAAGGAUAAAGCCAAAACCAAUGGAGGUUCAGGUCGUCACACAUCACAUGCAGCGCUACGCUGUCUGGUUUGGAGGCUCCAUGUUGGCGUCCACGCCGGAGUUUCUUCAGGUGUGUCACUCAAAGAAGGACUACGAUGAGAUCGGCCCCAGCAUCUGUCGACACAACCCCGUAUUCGGCAUCAUGUCGUGAUGGCAGUGGCAGCUACAAACAGCUAGCCUGUUAGCCUGCUACGUUGUUUGCCUGUUGGCCUUUCAGCUUGCCACCCACUAGCCAGCUCGCUAGUCUGUUUACCUGCUAGCCACCAACCACUUAGCAAACAGCCUGUUAUACUCUUUCCCCAUUCACUUUUUAGCCCACUUGGCUACUGGACUGUUAGCAGGCUAGCUCAGUCUCAUCAAGCGCAUGGAGGUCGGGAGAAACUGAAGCACAAAAGUCAGUUUGAAAACAGUGAAAACAAAGUGUGUUGAUGUGUUAUUUUAACUUUCGUGAGGGAGAGCUUGUUGCUCCAAAUGUUUUGAAGCAACAACGAUGAUGUCUCCAGACCUGGAGCUUAGGUCUAGCUAGCUGACAGUCUGCUAGCUGCUAGCCUGUUAGCUGUCCUCAAAAAUGUAGCACUUCUGAGAGUGUGUGUGUGUUGAAGUUGAAGCUUUUGGCCUGACUGAACAUGACAGAUAUAAACUGAGUUUUCGUAUCUGAAUCGCGAGGAGCUGAAACAACGUUAAUUUUGCUGCAGUUUAGAUGGAGGUUCAACAGCAUCGUGUCGCAGAUUCUGAUCUUCACCUUCAUUCAGUGUGACGCCCAACUGAUCACAACAAA
Messenger RNA from Scatophagus argus, 2261 nucleotides. It is a transcript of the gene actr3b, whose product is annotated as actin related protein 3B. Lineage: Eukaryota; Metazoa; Chordata; Actinopteri; Scatophagidae. The transcript is spliced from 12 exons. Gene Ontology annotation, cellular component: actin cortical patch. The record is from RefSeq and is a predicted model, not a curated record. Gene Ontology annotation, molecular function: actin filament binding. The coding region runs from base 375 to 1634 and encodes 419 amino acids.